Molecule: messenger RNA, 1357 nt
Organism: Triticum urartu
Lineage: Eukaryota; Viridiplantae; Streptophyta; Magnoliopsida; Poales; Poaceae
Source: RefSeq, a predicted model, not a curated record
CAGGAAUCGGUGGAAUCGAUCACAAAACAGAAGGAAGCAAUCGAGGUCUCUUGUCCCCAAUCGCCACCGGAAUUUCUAGACGCGUCCAAAAUCCUCCCGGCGGCUGGGCUUCUCGCCGUCCGUCGCCGCCGGGCGACGCGUGCACGGCCGCUGUCGCCGAGGCCCGCACGGGCACCGAGGCUCUCCUCUCCUCUCCAGACAGGGCUUGCCUUCGCGGCUGGACGAUGGAUUUGGGGACGGAGAAUCGCCUUGCGGCGUUGCUCCUCGAGGAGGCCCGGAGGCUGCGGAUGCAGGCGGAGAAGGAAGGGGUGCACGCCUAUCUGCAGAAACCUAACGUGAGGCACCGCCCCAACUCGCGGUUCCUUGCCGCCACCGUUCUUGGCGUUCAGCAAGCAAAUCGAGUUGUGGAGGUUAAUGAGAUGUGGCGUGCCAGGGAGAAGGAAAUGGAGCUGGAAUCAAAGAUGAAAGCCAGAACCAGUGGUCGAAUUGACUCGAGAUCCCUGAAACGGAGGAACGACUCAAGAGACCAGAGCCCUGUCUCUAAGAUCCAGCGAGACAGACCAUAUGGUGCUGGUGCAUCAUCUUCGUCGAGGGAUUCACAUAGCAGUUCUUAUUCGGGCCGGGAGGAUGGGCUAGGCGAUGAUGAAAUCGAAGAGUUUCUUCGAUCAAGGGUGAAGCGCGGACGAGGAGCCAUUGGUUCUAGAAUGGAUGAGCCCGGUCCAUACCUCAAGCCUCCAUGCGGUAGGCAAGACAAUUCAGCAAGUCCGGACGCAGGAGUGAAAGAAGACCGGAAGCGCCGAGUUUAUGGUCCAGAGAAACCACUAUUUUUGAGAUCUAAAUCCUCAGACGAGGAGCCAUCCACCUCGAAGCACAAGCACAUAAAACAAGAAAAGAACAAUAGCAGCAACCGAGAGAGAAAGAAGGACAACAAGAGGUCCAAACAUCACCACCGUGAACAUAAAAGCCGAAGUAGGGAGUGAUGGCUGAUGAUUAAUCGGAAUGUGGAGAAAAGAUGAAACUGAAGCCUACAAAUGAAGAUGCGGCGAUCAAGCUCAGGGGAUGCGUGGUUCCUCCACUUGCCGUUGGCUUGGCAACUGCAGAAGAACAGAAGGGUGGGUUACUGGCAGUAGAAAUUCAGUUAAGUUUCCUUUCAGAACAAAGGUCAGUUAAGUUUGAGAUGGUUUCAGAAGAGAGGUUCAGGCUACCAAUUGAAAGAACAUCUCUGCCAUCAUUAUGUUGGUUUCAUGUGUACAUUUUCCCGGUGUUUUAAGGCAGUAAUUUUUAAAGUUAUUCUAGCGAGACUAGAAAUUUGUAAGUUUCUCUACUUCUGAUCAUCCUAGACAGCACUAAGAUUGUU